AUGUUGAGCCCCGGCAUUUCGGUCAAGAAGCGCCACGGCGGUGCCGGGUUCGCGCUCGGGUGUGGCUGCAAGGACGCCAAGAGCGUGUCGGUGGUCCCCGCGUCGGUGUCUGCGUCGCCCUCGCCGUCCGGCGCGGGUACAUCGACCACAACCGAGACGCGGCGCAGGGGCGGGAGGGCCAACCCGUCGGCGUCGAUGACGACGGACACUCUGACCUCUGCCUCGUCGUCGUCCUUGCUAUGGGAGGACGCCGUGGCGGAGUUCGAAUGCGGCGACGACGGCCACUUCAAGAUGGAGGGAUCGGCAGCCACGCAGAGCUUCUCCGGCUUGCUGCGCGAGCUCAACGAGCUGGAGCAGAGCGUCGUGUCGUGGGGCCGGAAGAGCCACCGCAACCGCGACAAGAAAGCCUCGACACCGCCACCGGAGCACAAGAAGGCGACCAUGAAAAGUGGCGUCAAGGGCGGCGACGUCACGACGGGCGGCGCUAAGGAUCGCCGCGUCGGUGACAGCGUCGAACCGGGGACUGUUGACGCCUGCGUGGAAGUUGGGCUCGACGGCAGCGUGGCAGUGGUGAAGCAGUCCGAGGACCCGCUGAGCGACUUCCGGCAGUCGAUGGUGCAGAUGAUCGUGGAGAACGGGAUCAUCGCCGGGGAGGAGUUGCGCCAGAUGCUCCGCCGCUUCCUCACCCUCAACGCGCCGCACCACCACGACGUCAUCCUCCGCGCCUUCGCGGAGAUCUGGGACGCCGUGUACGCGGCCUCCUACGUGCCCGUCCCCGCCACCGCCCCGCCCAGCAAGCACACCCGCCGCGAGGAGCCCGCCGACGGAAGGCCGCCCAUGCCGAGGACCCCUCCGCGCCACCACCACUCGCCAUCGCCAUCAGCAUGGCGCGUGUAG
Triticum turgidum subsp. durum (durum wheat) is the source of this 897-nucleotide messenger RNA. Lineage: Eukaryota; Viridiplantae; Streptophyta; Magnoliopsida; Poales; Poaceae. The record is from the annotation of a GenBank genome assembly.